UGUAAAAUCAAAAGUCACUAAACACAAAAAUGACAGAUUUUUUAACCUCACAAAAGUCUUAAAUUGUUUCUUUAGAUUUCUAAAAAAAAAACGUAAUUAUGAUUACAUAUGAGUUGUGCUUGCUUUACAGAAUCAUGCCAAAGGCGGAACUGGCUUCUGUGGUCAAGAGGACUGCAAACGCGAUUUUUGAGAAGGGUGGCUUUAUUAGAAAACUAGAGAAUUUAGGAACUCGAGAUAUGCCCCAUAAGACGAGUAUGCAUGGUCAAGUUCAUCACAAGGCUAGUUACUUUUUAAUUGAAUUUAAUGCACCCCCAACAUGCAUUGAUAAUUUGUUAGACGAAUAUGUGCGUGACGUCGAUAUUAUAAGAAAACGUAUAUAUAAGAAACAAGAAAUUGCCCCAUUUGAAUGUACUUUGCAUGAAGACAUGCUUCCACCUCCAUAUCGUAAGAGCGUACAGGAAUUAAUAGCACAAACUAAAAAGACAGAUAAGCCUAAGUAUGAAUAUAAUACUGGGUUGGAUUAUUACCCUUUCCAGAAAUAAGUUGUAAACAAAAUGUAGGAUAAGUGUAGGGAAAUAAAAUUCUUUGUAGUCA
Messenger RNA from Tribolium madens (black flour beetle), 594 nucleotides. RefSeq names its product probable 28S ribosomal protein S6, mitochondrial (gene mRpS6). The record is from RefSeq and is a predicted model, not a curated record. Gene Ontology annotation, biological process: translation. Gene Ontology annotation, cellular component: ribosome; mitochondrial small ribosomal subunit. Lineage: Eukaryota; Metazoa; Arthropoda; Insecta; Coleoptera; Tenebrionidae. The transcript is spliced from 3 exons. Gene Ontology annotation, molecular function: structural constituent of ribosome; small ribosomal subunit rRNA binding. Bases 99 to 542 code for a protein of 147 amino acids.